Messenger RNA from Penicillium longicatenatum, 1101 nucleotides. RefSeq names its product N5-glutamine methyltransferase family protein. Bases 1 to 1101 code for a protein of 366 amino acids. The record is from RefSeq and is a predicted model, not a curated record. Gene Ontology annotation, molecular function: nucleic acid binding; methyltransferase activity. The transcript is spliced from 2 exons. Gene Ontology annotation, cellular component: mitochondrion. Gene Ontology annotation, biological process: methylation. NCBI's taxonomy places the organism in Eukaryota, Fungi, Ascomycota, Eurotiomycetes, Eurotiales, Aspergillaceae.
AUGCCGCGUAUUCCAACCAAAGUACUUAUCAAGGCUUAUCAAGAAACCCCUCUUCUGCCUUUGCUGCUUCAAGAAUGCCGUACGCUAGUCUCUGCGCGAAAUGAGCUACGGUGGCUCCGGGAGCGUGCCCUGCGUGAUAGCCAGUCCUCGCGACUGGGAUCGCCAGGAUGGCGAACGCGUCUAAGAUCUAUGUGUCAACAGCGCUCCCGAGGGGUCCCACUCCAGUACAUCCUAGGGGAUCAACCAUUUGGAGAUUUGGAAAUUCUUUGCCAGCGGGGUGUAUUGAUCCCAAGAUCUGAUACUGAAUCAUACACCUUUCAAGCCGCCAAGAGACUCCGUCAAAUGGCUCUAGAAAGCAAGAACGACACUCCGUCACCACGCCGGCGGAGGCCCCUCCGGGUAUUGGACCUGUGCACCGGCACGGGCUGCAUCGCACUGUUGCUGCAUGCGCUUCUCGCUCCAAACUUCCAAGACAUGCAGAUUUUGGGCAUUGACAUAAGUCCAACGGCCUUGAAGCUAGCCCAAAGGAAUCUGGCACAUAAUAUGCAUCGGGCCUUGUUAACCGACCGCGCCCUUACCCAAAUUCACUUCCAUCGCGCCGACGUCCUUGGCGUGGGAGACGAAUCCGCACCUGUCCCGACAACACAGGAGGUCCUGCAGGAUUACUUCCCUCGGCUUGGAAAUCCCGGUGGAUCAUCGGAAUUUGAAUGUGAUUUACUGAUCUCCAAUCCGCCCUAUAUAUCUACCGCGGACUUCCGCAAUGGCACCACAUCACGCAGUGUUCGGCGGUUUGAGCCGCGAUUGGCAUUGGUGCCGCCUAGUAUUCCUCAGUCGGCAAUGCCUGAAGAUUGCAAUAUGGAAGAUAUUUUCUACCAUCGGAUUCUCACUCUUUCCCUUCAAUCACAAGCAAAGCUUACCGUUCUUGAGUGCGGGGACAUCAUGCAGGCGCACCGAGUGGUUGCCAUGUACCAGACAAUGACUACGGAGCAGGCCAAAGGGUUUACCAUGGAAGUUUGGCCAAGCUCGGAGCAGGAUUUGGCGGCGAACGGCUUCCACCCCCAUGAUGGAUCACGAUGUGUGAUAAUUCAAAGGGUGAGAUAG